This is a messenger RNA of Monoraphidium neglectum, 1179 nucleotides long. Its product is annotated as ATP-dependent Clp protease proteolytic subunit. The coding region runs from base 1 to 1179 and encodes 392 amino acids. Gene Ontology annotation, molecular function: ATPase binding; ATP-dependent peptidase activity; serine-type endopeptidase activity. Gene Ontology annotation, cellular component: endopeptidase Clp complex. Gene Ontology annotation, biological process: protein quality control for misfolded or incompletely synthesized proteins. NCBI's taxonomy places the organism in Eukaryota, Viridiplantae, Chlorophyta, Chlorophyceae, Sphaeropleales, Selenastraceae. The record is from RefSeq and is a predicted model, not a curated record. The transcript is spliced from 6 exons.
AUGCAGCUGCAGCCUCACCGCUUGAGGGCGCAGCAUGCGUCCCAGCGUGCCAGCAGAACGCCCGUGGUGCCUGCCUCUCGGCCCCAGAGCGCCGUGCAGCAGCGCGUCGUGGUGGCACGGAACAAUUGGAAAGUUUUUGGGCCCUCUGCGGAGUACAGCGACGGGGAUGCAGAGUAUUUCCGCCUCACGAGCCAGCUCUCCGAUCAGUAUGAAUGGUUCGCCCCGCGCCAGGGCGACGAGGAUGCUUCAGUGGCUCCGGAGCAGGAGGAGGGGCAGCAGCAGCAGCGCGUGAUACGGCCAGAGUUCGGCCUGUCGCCGCGCGAGAUAGCGGCGCUUGGCCUGUCAGGGACGCGCAGCAACCUCCCCGACCCGUCCACGCUCUCCGCAAAGCACUACAUGCGCGGCGACCCCUUCAACCCCGCGGACCCCGCCAGCCUCGGUUUCAGCGCCACCCUGCAGCGCGGCGGCGCGGCGGGCGCGAGCAGCAGCAGCGGCGGCGGCGGCGCGGCGGCGGCGACGAUGGCGCGGGGGCGCGCGUACAGCGGUGCGCGGGCGGCGUACGGGGACUACCAAGCCUACCCCGAAGGACGGCCCAUCUUCAUGCCCGAGGCCGAGCGCUUCGGCAACCCGCCUGACCUCCCCUCCCUACUGCUGCAGCAGCGCGUGAUUUACAUCUCAAUGCCGGCCAUCUCGGCUGACAACGAGUUCUAUGCGAUCUGGGCCGCCCUGGGCUUCACGCGCGCCCCCCUCUACACGGGCGUUACCUGGAAGGCCCAGAACCAGGCCGCCGUGCUGCUGGCUGCCGGCCUCAAGGGCCACCGCUACUCCUUCCCCCACUCCAAGAUCAGCACCGCGCCGCCCGUCAUGAACCGCGUGUUUGGCCAGGCGGUGGACGCGCAGCUGCAGGCCAACGAGCUCGACUACGCCACAAAGUACUACGCGGCCAUCCUGGCGCGCGCCACCGGCAAGGACCUGGCGACCUGCCAGAAGGAGUACCUCAACCGCAAGCGCUACUUCAGUGUGAAGGAGGCCUACGAGGAGGGUCUCGUGGACAAGCUCAUCCCGGGGUACAAGCUCAACCGCUUCCGCAAGAUCGCGCGCGACACCUUCGGCGACCAGGAGAGCUACUUCGGGGCCGACAAGCCCAAGUUCAGGUUCAACCGCGCCGACAAGGCGUGA